Molecule: messenger RNA, 3018 nt
Organism: Amphibalanus amphitrite
Lineage: Eukaryota; Metazoa; Arthropoda; Thecostraca; Balanomorpha; Balanidae
Product: ras-related protein Rab-3
Exons: 5
Coding region: 520-1242 (240 amino acids)
Biological process (GO): protein secretion; regulation of exocytosis; protein localization to plasma membrane
Cellular component (GO): synaptic vesicle; plasma membrane; endosome
Molecular function (GO): GTP binding; GTPase activity
Source: RefSeq, a predicted model, not a curated record
AGUGUGAGGUGUGCGGGCGGCGCGGCCGGGCGAACGGCCGGAGUGAGCGCGGGGAGAGGGAGGGAGACGCGGUGACACGAGAGUGACGUGACAGGGAGAGAGUGAGAGAGGCGGAGGGAAGGUCACGUCACCCUGUCCGUUGGGUCCAGUGAGGAUAUCGACGCGUUGAGAGCGCCGAGCACUGCCGGUCUCGGCUGUGACGAGCCCCGCGUGGGAGGUGAAACGGGAGCGAAUCGGGCAGUUACCACCGCCAUUCCGUCUCACUGAGCCCGGCCUGUGAAUAUCCCAUGGCGCAGUCUCAGGUGGUGCCCUAUCGCGUCGGCAACUGAAUAAAUCCACCUGAACGGAGCGCUGAAUGUCCUGGUGAAGAGCGCGGUCAAGUGAGCACUGAAUGUUCCGGGAACGGGAGCUGAGCGGAUAAUGCUCCGGUGAUUGGUGCAGUGAAGUGAAUGCGGGACUCUGCGAGGCGGACCGCAGUCACGGUGGCUGACCCACACUGCUCAGUGGGAGCACAGAGCCAUGGGGGACCCCGUGUACAUGCCGCAGCGCAGCGGAGCCGGAAAACACUUCGCCGCUCUGUCAGAAAUGAUGGCCGGCCAAGAUCCACGAUGGCAGAAGGACGCGGCAGACCAGAACUUCGACUACAUGUUCAAGUUGUUGAUAAUUGGUAACUCGUCAGUGGGAAAGACGUCGUUUUUGUUCCGCUACGCCGACGAUUCGUUCACAUCUGCCUUCGUGUCAACAGUCGGAAUCGACUUCAAAGUGAAAACCGUGUUCCGGCAAGACAAGCGAGUCAAACUUCAAAUAUGGGACACGGCGGGUCAGGAGAGGUACAGGACGAUUACGACGGCCUACUACCGCGGCGCCAUGGGCUUCAUCCUGAUGUACGACAUCACCAACGAAGAGUCUUUCAAUAGCGUUCAGGACUGGUGCACCCAGAUCAAGACGUAUUCUUGGGACAACGCCCAGGUGAUUCUGGUCGGGAACAAAUGCGACAUGGAGGACGAGCGAGUCAUCAGCUACGAGCGCGGAAAGCAGCUGGCCGACCAGCUCGGUCUCGAGUUCUUCGAGACCUCCGCGAAGGAGAACAUUAACGUCAAGGCCGUGUUCGAGCGACUGGUGGACAUCAUCUGUGACAAAAUGUCCGAGAGCUUAGACUCGGACCCCAACAUGAUGAACGCCAGCAAAGGCACGCGGCUCACCGACCAGCAGCCCCCGAGCUCGGCGCCGUGCAACUGCUAACACCAGCGCCGCCCUAGCGGCCACCCCGGCAACUGCCGGCGGCCGCCUCACGGACGGGGCACGCGGGCGGGAGGGCCGGUCCUGUCCGAUAGGCACGGACCAGGGCGGCUGGGAGGCUCAGAGGGCUCAGUCGAGGCCAAGUGGAGUAAUCUGAUCUCAGUUGGGGUCAUCUGAGGUCAUGAGGUCAGAUGGUGUCAACUGAGGUCACGGGCUAUCAGCUGAUAUCAGACUGAAGUCAGCUGCGCGCAAGGAUUGGUUGAUAUCAGCUUGGCCCGUCUGAAAUCUGAGGCCAGGGGGCCUCGUCUCGAGUCACUCCAAGGCAGCUGGCGUCAGCUGAAACCGGCUGAGGUCAGUUGAGCUCGCGGCGCGGCGCUCGGUCAGCCUCAGUCGCUGUUGGGCCCUCUUCCAAUGGCCCCGCGCACAGCCCAGCCCGGUACUCCGGGGAGGGCUCCCAGAGGAGGUCAGGCGGCCGGUGGCGGCCCUGGCGGCGCGCCCUGACGCUAGUCGCGUCAGACCCCUCAGACAGACGCGCUCCUGGUUCGGUGGGCGGGGAGGGUCGGAUCGGGCCGGGCAGUGACCCUCGCUGUGCCUCUCGGUCCCCGAGGUCUCCGUGUUGUCUCGUGCUGGCAGCGGGCUGGCCCUGGUCGGACGGACAGCUGUGUGAGCGGGCCGCAAGCAGACGCUCGGCGCGCUCUCUCCGGCUCUCUCCUCUCUUUCUCCUCGUUCCUGUCUGUCUCUGUGUUCCGCCGCGGCCUGCCGCAGGCGGAGACCGCCGACGCUCCGGUGAAUGUCCCUCGCGAGUUAAACAGACUUCCUCCUUCUCUUCGAGACAGGAAUCUCCCCACAUGUGAUCGGAACGCUCACUCCUCCGAUUUGGUCAGACUGGUCUCCUAUAAACUCGCGUUCUUCCCCAUCUACCUUUACUCUCGAUAUUCGGCAUCUAAAAACAAUCAAAUCGGCGCGGUGACACGAACGCCACCUAUACCGCUCACCGUGCGUGUAGCCCGCCACCUAGCGAGUGCCAGUGGAGUCUGCCCGUGAUGGACCCGCCGCGCAACAGCCCAAUGUCGCGUUUCCCCUAUAUAGACUGUGAGUUUGUACGUGUACCUGUGAGCUGCAUGCGAUGUAUCGGUGCUGUCGCCUCUCCUUCGCUCUCUCUUUCUCUCUUCCCUCUGUCCCCGCGGGGACAGGCGGUCGCCUUGUUACGUGUUGCAGUUUCGUUACGCUGUGGUGUGCCCGUUUUCGUUUCGUUUCUGUUUAGUUUGUUAUGGUGAAAAGGCUCUGUGUGCGACCGAGUGGAGGCAUCACAUGUAGCGGAAUGACAGGAGUGCCACCACCAGCCCGCCAGUAGACAUGUUCUUUGCGUUGUUUCGAGGCGGUGUGUUUCUGUUAUUUCCGGAGCAGCGCGGCCGCUCUGUCGAACAGGGCACGCGCAGUGAAGUCUGUUAGACAAUGCGCCGGGAGCGCUCCGCGACUCCUCUGCCGGCGGCGCAGCGGCAACUGAUAAUGCGCCGUGACCGCGGCGCUGUGCCCGCUCGUCAGUUACAUUCCGUUCCGCCGCUCUGGAACCGCGCGGUGCGCGCCCCGUUCCGCGGUGUCGUUCCGUUCGUUGGGCCGGCCCGGCCUCUGCCGGUGCGCCCCGUUACGUUGGACGUCUGUACACACCGGAGCGGAACCCGUGCUUCCGCGCGCGCUGAUCCGUUUAUGAUUGUACAUAUAUAUCGUAGGGACCGAGUUGCGUUGCCAUCCAGUACGAAUACACAUGUUAAAUGUCCA